AUGUUGAAGAUCAACCAGGCGUCGGCUCCGGACCUCACCUGGGACUCAAAUCAAGAUUAUGAUGAAUGUGUAUACUACCAUGAAGGAAGGUAUCUGUACGCGGAAGAUGUCGACGGUCAGAUGGAGGUACUGCCUGAAGUGCCCGUGACGACGGAAAAUGUGAAGAUCGAGGACAUUCAGCUAUGUGGAUCUGAUAAUCAGACCCCAGAAGAAGUUGAUCGACUUCGCCAAAUGAUCUGGAAGUUCCGACAUCUCUUGAUCGGCAAAGGAAAUGCCCUUCCGCCGGCGGCUAGAGGAGUGAAACCUAUCGCCCUGAAGUGCCGUAAGUUGCGGAUCCAGUUCAGGGAGAAGCUGGAAGACUUGAUCAAGGGUCUAUUGUCCGCCUAG
Messenger RNA from Phytophthora megakarya, 387 nucleotides. Lineage: Eukaryota; Oomycota; Peronosporomycetes; Peronosporales; Peronosporaceae. The record is from the annotation of a GenBank genome assembly.